AGAAGAGGGCACCAGAAUCCCUAGAACUAGAGUGUCAGUUUCAAGUGGCUAUAUGGGUGCUGGGAACAGAGCCAGGGUCCUCCACAAGAGCAGUAAACUCUCUAGGAAGCCAUCUCCCCGGCCCCUCCUGACUGAUUCUGAUGAAGUAAUACUAUAAGCAAAAUCAGUUGUUUUGUUUGAAAGACUAGGAAAUGAAGUUGCCCUGCCACUCUUCCUGAAAGAGACGUUGCUAGGCAUUUCAAUCGUCUGGCAAAGUAGCCUGUUUGGAAAAAAAAAAAAAAAAACCCCAAAAAACAAUAACUGUCAUUUGAAAGCUUCCUGUUCUACUUUAAGCCUGUGUGUGGCUGACACUCCACUUUCUGUGAGACUCUCAAACAGGCUAGAAGAUUUCUCAUCCCGCUAAUUAGCCUGGCUCCAUGUUAGACAAAACUGUCAUCCUUUGGGGUAGGUCUAAGUGACAGAGAGGAGAAAGCUCGAAAGCAGGGGCCAGGACUGCCAGGAUAUCCAAAUCUUGGACCAUCUAAGGUAGGAAGAGGCGGGCACAGUCCCUGCUAGUCUUGCCCUCGGUCAAGCCUUCCUCCAUAGACCACGCCCCGGAGAGCUCCGCCCCCGGACCCGCCCCGCGGCGCAUUGUGGGAUCUGUCCGCCCCACCGGAGAGGGACACCGCGCUAGGUCAUGGGGAUCCAGCCGAGCCCGGUCUUGCUAGCCUCUCUGGGGGUGGGGCUGCUUACUCUGAUCGGCCUGGCUCUGGGUACCUACUUGGUUCGAAGAUCCCGCCGGCCGCAGGUUACUCUCCAGGACCCGGAUGAGAAGUACCUGCUGCGAUUGCUAGACAAGACGACAGUGAGCCACAACACCAGGAGGUUCCGCUUUGCCCUGCCCACCGCCCACCACAUUCUGGGGCUGCCUGUGGGUCAGCAUGUCUAUCUCUCUGCCCGAAUUGAUGGCAGUCUGGUCAUCAGGCCUUACACCCCUGUCACCAGUGAUGAAGACCAAGGCUAUGUAGAUCUUGUCAUCAAGGUUUAUCUGAAAGGUGUGCACCCCAAAUUUCCUGAAGGAGGGAAGAUGUCUCAGUACCUGGAUAGCCUGAAGAUUGGGGAUGUGGUGGAGUUCCGGGGGCCGAGUGGGUUGCUCAGUUACGCCGGGAAAGGGAAUUUUAACAUUCAGCCCAACAAAAAAUCUCCGCCUGAACUUCGAGUGGCGAAGAAAUUGGGAAUGAUUGCUGGUGGGACAGGAAUCACCCCAAUGCUGCAGUUGAUCCGGGCCAUCUUGAAAGUUCCUGAAGAUCCAACCCAGUGCUUUCUGCUUUUUGCCAACCAGACUGAAAAGGACAUAAUCCUGCGGGAGGACCUAGAGGAACUACAGGCCCGAUAUCCUAAUCGCUUUAAGCUCUGGUUCACUCUGGACUAUCCUCCAGAAGACUGGCCCUACAGCAAGGGUUUUGUUACUGCUGACAUGAUCCAGGAGCACCUGCCUGCCCCAGCAGAGGAUGUGCUGCUGCUGCUCUGUGGGCCACCACCGAUGGUCCAGCUGGCCUGCCACCCUAACUUGGAUAAGCUGGGCUAUUCACAAAAGAUGCGAUUCACCUACUGAGCAUUGCAAAGCCUCCCUGAUCCCACGUGUGCCGUUAUCCCUGGUUGAUUGUUGAACAGCAAGAGGCCCCAGGGCCUUUGCUGGCUGAGAGCAUCAGCCUUUUGUGUCUCAUCCCAGAAUCUGGGUGCUUGCAGAGACAACACUCCCUCAGCUAUGGUAGAUACUGGUCAAGGCUAAGUCACUCCCUUGAAGCUUCCUAUCCUAAUCUCCUUGUGAUAAAAGGUCCCGAUGAGGCUCAAGGAGCAGUCUCUAGGGCCAGAAAGGAGGGAACAUGCACAUUUGUUAUAAGGCUGCCUAGUUGCUCAGAGCAUUGUGGCCACCUCUGUGUCUGUGAUGAAAGGAAUGGACUGGGCAAUGCAUUUAGCUCCGUAUUCAGCACUUUAUCCACUACUUAUAUGAGUACAGGUUGAGUGGGUUUCUAGAUACAGUCCUACAUAAUCUGUAGAAAGGGGGUUCUUUCCCGGAAUUCUAAACCUCAGAGAAAGGAGGCCGACAUAUAUAUAUAUGUGUGUGUGUGUAUAUCUAUAUUUGUGUGUGUGUGUGUGUGUGUGUGUGUGUGUAUCUCAGGCCCUGCCCAUGCUGGAUUGAAAUGGUUACCCAUAACUUAAGACUGAUGCUUAUACAAAGAGUGUCUGGCUGUUCAAAUAAAUGGAGCUGAGGCCCUGAUGAUCUCAAGGA
Molecule: messenger RNA, 2272 nt
Organism: Mastomys coucha (southern multimammate mouse)
Lineage: Eukaryota; Metazoa; Chordata; Mammalia; Rodentia; Muridae
Product: NADH-cytochrome b5 reductase 1
Exons: 9
Coding region: 677-1594 (305 amino acids)
Cellular component (GO): mitochondrion
Molecular function (GO): FAD binding; oxidoreductase activity
Source: RefSeq, a predicted model, not a curated record